Molecule: messenger RNA, 3076 nt
Organism: Colius striatus (speckled mousebird)
Lineage: Eukaryota; Metazoa; Chordata; Aves; Coliiformes; Coliidae
Gene: DNAJB12
Product: DnaJ heat shock protein family (Hsp40) member B12
Exons: 9
Coding region: 37-1161 (374 amino acids)
Biological process (GO): cellular response to misfolded protein
Cellular component (GO): endoplasmic reticulum membrane
Molecular function (GO): Hsp70 protein binding
Source: RefSeq, a predicted model, not a curated record
CCCGCCCCUUCCCCCCGCCCGGCCGCCGCCGCCGCCAUGGAGUCGAACAGGGACGAGGCGGAGCGGUGCAUCGGCAUCGCGCUGGCCGCCGCCAAGGCCAACCAGCCCGACAAGGCCCGCCGCUUCCUGGAGAAGGCGCAGCGCCUGUACCCCUCGCAGCGGGUCCGCGUUCUACUCGAGUCACUCAACAAGAAUGAGCAAUCAGCCAAUGGCCAGUCCCAGUCCCGGGAGUCCACAAACCCUCAGUUCAAGAAAACGAGCAGAGACUUCCCGUCAGCCAACGGAGAGGCUGGUGGGGAGGCCCCCAAGGGCUACACUCAGGAUCAGGUGGAUGCAGUGAAGAGGGUAAAGCAAUGCAAAGAUUACUAUGAAAUUCUGGGAGUAAACAGAGAAGCUUCUGAUGAGGACCUGAAAAAGGCUUACAGGAAACUUGCACUGAAGUUUCACCCAGAUAAGAACCAUGCACCAGGGGCUACGGAGGCAUUUAAAGCCAUCGGUAACGCGUACGCCGUGUUGAGCAAUCCAGAGAAGAGGAAGCAAUAUGACCAGUUUGGAGAUGAGAAGCUCAACACUGCUCGGCACGGGCACAGCCACUCGGACUUCCACCGCGGGUUUGAGGCAGACAUCUCCCCCGAGGACCUUUUCAACAUGUUCUUUGGUGGUGGUUUUCCAUCCAGUAACGUUCACGUGUACAGCAACGGCAGGAUGCGCUACACCUACCAUCAGAGGCAGGACAGGCGAGAGCAUCAGGGCGACGGUGGCCUUGGGUUGUUUGUCCAGCUGAUGCCUAUCCUCAUCCUGAUCAUUGUGUCUGCUCUCAGCCAGAUGAUGGUCUCCAGCCCACCCUACAGUUUGAGCCAAAGGCCGUCCGUGGGUCACAUACACAGGAGGGUGACAGAGCACUUGAAAGUCAGCUACUACGUGUCUGAGAACUUUGCAGACGAAUACACGGGCACGAACCUGAAAAACGUGGAAAGGAGUGUGGAGGACGAUUAUAUUGCAAACCUUCGAAAUAACUGCUGGAAAGAGAAGCAGCAGAAGGAAGGCUUGUUGUACCGGGCACGCUACUUCGGGGACUCGGAUCUGUACCAGCGAGCACAGAAGAUGGGCACCCCUAGCUGUAACAGACUGUCAGAUGUUCAAGCCUCCCUGCACGGAUAGUCCCCGCUCAGCAGAGGGCUAAACUCUUGACAUGCCUGAAGACUUUUGGUGAAGUGCACUGAGCUGAGGUGACAGACUUGAUAUUUAAAAGAAUCAAACCUUAUCUUAAAAAAAAUGGAAUUGGAGAAUUAGCAACGCACAACUGCCCUCAUUCUUCUCUCUGCCCGUCUCCGCCGCUCCACCCACGUCCCGGGCAGCGAGCGGGACAGCAAGUCCAGCUGCCUGUCUCCCUCCUUCCCUUCUGGCACCGCUGGCAUGCGACAGUCUCGUCGUUCCUGGGAUCCCGCAGCCCCGAGAGCAGACACAGAGUGUAAAUCAACACCCACUAACUGCAGAAUGCACGAACCAGAAGGAGCCCCUUCGCCACGGCCCCGAUCACUGCCGACGGACAGAGAAAUCAGACAAUUUGGUGAUCAAAGACAACUUGAAAAAGGAAAAAAAAAAAGAAAAUAUAAUCUAUUUAGAAUUAAUUUAUAGCUGUAUAUAUGUUGUACUUUUAAACUAUGCAGGGGUUGGAUGAUUAAAUUAUUUUGUUUUGUGCCCGGUUUGGUGAAGAGGGAAGUGGGAAGCCUCUUCCCGGGGGUCUCGCUCUGCAGUGCUUUCCUGCCCCACACACUCAGAUGAGGGUGGCUUUGCAGUUCCUGUGCUUGGCAUUGGAGGACAGCAGCGUUCGGCAGCUGGGGAUGUCGAUUCCUGCCUGUCAGGUUUUAAUAAAAGAAAUUCCAAAGCUGGGGGAAGGGGGAGGGUAACGAAGAAAUGGGGCAGGCUGCUGGGACUGGUGGUGUGGGUUUGCAGUGUGGGCAGAAGCCGCAGUGGGUCAGCUGAGCCCUGGCGUUGCCCGCGCUGACAGGAAGGAUUGUCCUGGAUGGUUUUUGCUCAUCAGUGGUCGGGUUUUAUUUGUGCACGUCACUCUUUUUUUUGCAGAGUCUGCUUUCAUUUUGCCUCGUAAUCAGUGCGCAGCGUUGGUUCGUGCACAGAGGGCUUUCCACCUGCCCUCGCCUUUGUGCGUGGCCCACGCUUGGGCUUCCUCCCCCACCAGCACUCCCGUUUGCUAACGUUUCCUGGAGGAGACCUGCAAAAUCCUGCUAAUUCCUAAGAAACAGAGCUUUCUAUUGCUUCUGUUGAAAGAAGUUUGGCCGGGGGAGGUGAGAGGGAGCACCUCAUCUCUCCUUGGACCCGCUCUGAGCUCUGCAGCCCGGCUCUUGCUGCGUCCUGGCCAGGCAGGGCCGCCGCUGGGAGCCAUCUCUUCAAAGCAAAGCCCAGCACGAGCGGAGCCGCCUUCCGCGGAAUAAACUGCAUCACGUUUUGGUUUUAUAGUACUCUGCAGUUCACUUUUGUCUGAAGACAUUUCUAGUGAGAACCAACCCCCUGACACGCUCCGGGGAAUGAAUCAGCAGCACGGCGGCUCCCAGGAGGGGUGGCAGGGACUGGGAGAGGUGAGAGGGAGAGCAAUUUUAUCUCUUUGCUGUUAGGAAUCCCAUGUGCUGUCAGCUCUUUAUUUAUUUUGCAGAAUGCCAAUGUCCCUGUUAACUGCAGGCCUUGUUCUCCCACAGACUUCUGUGUUUGCUCCCAAGUUGAGGGGCUUUUUUCUUCUUUUCCAUUUUCUUUAAGCGAUUCCUCCACCCUUGGGAGGGAUGGGGGGAAGUAUGGCAUUUGGAAGUAGCUCUUCACAGAGGCACAGGCUAGCAGGCACGAAGCAGUCACGGGGAGGGGGUUAAACAAACAGGAUGUUGGCAGCAGUCUGUGCCCAGCCAAAACCUUCAGAUGAUUUUGUUGGGUUUUUUUCAAGUAGAUCCCCAUGGAUAACAACGAGUGAGAGGGCGUAGAUCCUAAUGGAUGCUGAUAGAGGCUGUAUCUCUUGAUUUAGAAUUAAUAUACAAUUGUACAUCUAUAAAUAAAUGUUUAUAAGGUGAAA